Molecule: messenger RNA, 2658 nt
Organism: Rangifer tarandus platyrhynchus (Svalbard reindeer)
Lineage: Eukaryota; Metazoa; Chordata; Mammalia; Artiodactyla; Cervidae
Source: the annotation of a GenBank genome assembly
AUGGAGGCUCUCACCACUCAGCUGGGGCCGGGGCGCGAGGGAAACUCUUCUCCCAACUCCAAGCAGGAGCUGCAGCCCUAUUCGGGUUCCAGCGCUCUCAAACCCAACCAGGUGGGCGAGACGUCGUUGUACGGGGUGCCUAUCGUGUCCCUGGUCAUCGACGGCCAGGAGCGCCUAUGCCUGGCGCAAAUCUCCAACACCCUCCUCAAGAACUACAGCUACAAUGAGAUCCACAACCGCCGCGUGGCCCUGGGCAUCACGUGCGUGCAGUGCACACCGGUGCAGCUGGAAAUUCUGCGUCGGGCAGGGGCCAUGCCUAUCUCGUCGCGCCGCUGCGGCAUGAUCACCAAGCGUGAGGCCGAACGCCUGUGCAAGUCGUUCCUCGGCGAGCACAAGCCGCCCAAGCUGCCCGAGAACUUUGCCUUCGAUGUGGUGCACGAGUGUGCCUGGGGUUCGCGCGGCAGCUUCAUCCCCGCGCGUUACAACAGCUCGCGCGCCAAGUGCAUCAAGUGCGGCUACUGCAACAUGUACUUCUCGCCGAACAAGUUCAUCUUCCACUCGCACCGCACCCCCGACGCCAAGUACACGCAGCCCGACGCAGCCAACUUCAACUCGUGGCGCCGACACCUCAAACUCAGUGACAAGUCGGCCACGGACGAACUGAGCCACGCUUGGGAGGACGUCAAGGCCAUGUUCAAUGGUGGCACCCGCAAGCGGACCUUCUCGCUGCAAGGAGGCGGCGGCGGCGGCGCUAACGGAGGGUCGGGUGGACAGGGGAAGGGGGGUGCUGGCGGCGGCGGCGGCGGCGGCGGCGGCCCGGGGUGCGGCGCAGACAUGGCCCCAGGUCCGCCGCCGCACAAAAGCCUGCGCUGUGGCGAGGAAGAGGCCGCCGGGCCUCCCGGGCCGCCGCCUCCUCACGCGCAGCGGGGACUUGGUCUGGCGGCGGGAGCUGGUGGCCCCGCGGGCCCUGGAGGGCCUGGUGGCGGCGCCGGGGUCCGCAGCUACCCUGUGAUCCCAGUACCCAGCAAGGGCUUUGGCCUCUUGCAGAAGCUGCCCCCACCGCUUUUCCCUCAUCCCUACGGCUUCCCCACGGCCUUUGGUCUCUGCCCCAAAAAGGAUGACCCUGUGUUAGGCGCAGGAGAACCCAAGGGUGGCCCAGGCCCCGGGACCAAGGACGCGGCGGCCGUGGCUGCCGCCGCCGCCGCAGCCACUGUGUAUCCGACGUUUCCCAUGUUCUGGCCGGCGGCAGGCAGCCUCCCGGUGCCGCCCUAUCCGGCCGCGCAGAGCCAAGCCAAAGCCGUGGCGGCGGCCGUGGCGGCUGCAGCGGCGGCGGCCGCGGCUGCUGCGGGAGGUGGCGGCCCCGAGCCCCUGGACGGUACCGAGCCGGCCAAGGAGGGCGGCCUGGUCGCAGAGGAGCGCUGCCCCAGCGCGCUGUCCCGCGGGCCACUGGACGAGGACGGUGCGGACGAGGCGCUGCCGCCCCCGCUGGCCCCGCUGGCCCCGCCGCCCGCGCCGCCCGCUCGCAAAGGCUCCUACGUGUCGGCCUUCCGGCCUGUGGUCAAGGACGCCGAAAGCAUCGCCAAGCUCUACGGUAGCACCCGCGAAGCUUACGGCGGUGGGCCAGCCCGUGGGCCGGGGCCGGGCGCAGGGACCGGCGGCGGCUACGUGAGCCCGGACUUUCUGAGCGAGGGCAGCUCAAGCUACCACUCCGCCUCCCCCGACGUGGACACUGCAGACGAGCCCGAGGUGGACGUGGAGUCCAACCGCUUCCCCGACGACGAGGGCGCCCCGGAUGAGGCCGAGCCCGGCGCACCCAGCACCGGAGGCAGCCCGAAUGGAGACCAGACUGCAGGACCCCCGUCUAUCACCUCGUCCGGCACCGACGGUCCCACAGACUCUCCAGAAGGCGGCAGCCCUCGUGCCCGGCGCCGUCCGGGGCUACCCCCAGCCAGUCGGGCCGCAUUUGGGGACCUGGUGGCCGACGACAUGGUGCGGAGACCGGAGAAGAGCCCGCCAAGCGGCGGCUAUGAGCUGCGCGAGGCUUGCGGACCGCUGGGGGGCCCCGCGCCGGCCAAGGUGUACGCGCCCGAGAGGGACGAGCACGUGAAGAGCGCCGCGGCGGCGCUGGGGCCCGCGGCGUCCUACCUCUGCGCCCCAGAGGCCCACGAGCCAGAUAAGGAAGACAAUCACUCGACCGCCGACGAUUUGGAAACGAGGAAAUGCUAUCCAGACCAAAGGAGUAUCUCCCAGCCAAGUCCGGCAAAUACAGACCGAGGCGAAGAUGGGCUCACCCUAGAUGUCACAGGAACUCAACUAGUGGAGAAAGAUAUCGAGAACCUGGCCAGAGACGAAUUGCAAAAACUGCUCCUGGAACAAAUGGAGCUCCGCAAGAAGCUGGAGCGAGAAUUUCAGAGUCUCAAAGAUAAUUUUCAGGAUCAAAUGAAGAGGGAAUUGGCUUAUCGAGAAGAAAUGGUGCAACAGCUGCAAAUUGUCAGAGAUACUCUUUGUAACGAACUUGACCAGGAGCGGAAGGCACGCUAUGCCAUCCAGCAGAAAUUAAAAGAAGCCCACGACGCCCUGCACCAUUUCUCCUGCAAGAUGCUGACGCCCCGGCACUGCACUGGCAACUGCUCCUUCAAGCCCCCUCUGUUGCCCUAG